Molecule: messenger RNA, 1412 nt
Organism: Leguminivora glycinivorella
Lineage: Eukaryota; Metazoa; Arthropoda; Insecta; Lepidoptera; Tortricidae
Product: hemicentin-2-like
Biological process (GO): synapse organization
Cellular component (GO): neuron projection membrane
Source: RefSeq, a predicted model, not a curated record
UCUAUGUGUUCUCCGUUCGAAACUCGCCCGUUCGAACGCGCCGUUUAAAAUUUUAAAUUUGGAACACGUGUGUGCAUUGGACGGUAUUUGACAGUGUUUUGAAGUGUUGUGAACUUUUGUGUUAUGACAUAUGUAGUUUGUCGGUUAAUGAAGGAAGUUUGAAAGGAAAAAUAAGUGUUGGACAAUUUGGCAGUGACUCGGAUGAUGUGAAGAUAUAGGAGCCGCCAUGAUGAGGGUUGCUGCGCUGCUGUGCUUAUUUGGAUAUUUAGGCAUAUCGUCCGGCGGCGGCAGCGUCAGCGACCAGGACUUGUUAUUCAACACGACGUCCAGCUACAACGCCACAGAGGGGGUGGAGCCGCACUUCGAUAAUGCGACGAAACGCGACUACACCGCGGCAGUCGGACAGGCUGCGUAUUUGCACUGCCGCGUCAAGAGUUUGGGUGACAGAGCGGUAUCCUGGAUCCGCAAACGCGACCUCCACAUCCUCACUGUGGGUGUGCAUACAUACAGCAGCGACGCUCGUUUCGCCGCGCUGCACACAGAUGGCACUGAUGAAUGGACGCUUCGGGUCGCGCCGGCGCAGCCUCGAGACUCCGGUGGCUACGAGUGCCAGGUCUCCACGGAGCCGAAGAUCAGUCUGUCAUUCAGGCUCACUGUUGUUGUGUCGAAGGCGGAGAUCCUCUCGGGGCCCGAGCUUUUCGUGCGAGCUGGAUCCGAUAUCAACCUCACGUGCAUCGCGAGACAUGCGCCGGAUCCACCAAGCUUCAUCUACUGGUACCGCGCCCACGUGGUGAACUACGCGCAACGCGGCGGCAUCAGCGUGGAGACUGAACAGCGAACGCGUACCAGCCGGCUGCUUAUCGCCCGAGCUGCUCCGAGGGACUCCGGGAACUACACUUGCGCUCCGAGCAGCUCUGAUUCAGCAUCAGUUGUGGUACACGUGGUGAGCGGAGAGAGACCAGCGGCCAUGCAAAGUCACGCCAUAAAGCUACUCCCACACUAUCCCAUCUUUCUCCUAUUAUUCGCAUACACCAACACCUUUAACAUCACAACAUUCUGCCAUACCCUAAAAACAUUUAUCAUAUUCUUAAAAGUAGUUUUCCUAUACAAUUUCCCCAGAAAAUGCGUUGUAAGAUGACCAGCUGUCUAGGACUGUACUGCUUUUAAAAUCCUAGGAAUUACGAGAAACUGAUAUUAAAGAAACGAAUUACUGUAAGUAUCAAGUAGGUUUCAGUAGAUUAUUGUUACUAUGUACAGCUGAGAUUCCGUAUAAUAGAUCCUUUGUAACGGUUAGGCACUGGUCCCACUAAAGCAAGUAUGCGAUGACCUAUAUGCGAUAAAAGGGCCAUUUUUUUCAAUGUUCAUACUCAGAAUCGCGAGCUCUUUCGAUCCUGAUAGGAGAAAAAAAAUGU